Baudoinia panamericana UAMH 10762 is the source of this 1900-nucleotide messenger RNA. RefSeq lists its product as uncharacterized. Bases 287 to 1426 code for a protein of 379 amino acids. Lineage: Eukaryota; Fungi; Ascomycota; Dothideomycetes; Mycosphaerellales; Teratosphaeriaceae. The record is from RefSeq and is a predicted model, not a curated record. The transcript has a single exon.
ACGCUUAUUACGUGCAGCAAUGGCCAUGCGUAUAGGAACAUGGCCGACACAUCAACUGUUCGAGCUCCUACUUCCUUGCGAGAAUUGGCGCCUUGCCUGCUCCCAUACUCUCGCUGUGCUGUUGUUCUUAACCACUCGGUACUCUUCCUGUAAGAUUCACAGAGAGCUCUUCGCAUACGGCACAUUCCGCUGUUCUCAAGCCACCGAAACAGCUUUCACCAGGAUGUGGGCCCAUGAGGUGUAAAGCAUCCCAUUACCGCACAUUAUCUUAGCAGCAGAGCCAACGAUGGACAGCCCAGCUUAUUCGGCCUUGCCGAAUCAGCGCUUGGUAGAGGGGUAUGCACCGCUCAACAACAUGCCCAGACCGAACCUGCCACUCACGCACGCGUUAUUGUGCUACGAGUGCAAAGAAGGCCUCUACGACCAAGAAAGUGUGUUGAGACAACUGCAUACCGUCCAUGGACAUCCGCAAAAUCUCCAGUGCAGCUGCGCAACCUGCGGUGCCAUCUUCCGGCCACCACAGGCGUUACCAGAACAGUCUCCCAGCGCGCAGCACCAUCUUCCUCGUCCGCCAGUGCUAUUUGGUCCUCACCAUGCUUACUUGGCGUCUCAACAGCUGGGCCAUCGAUUGCCAGCGCAGCGAUCACCACCGCGCACGCGAACCACGCCACCACAUUCCACCGCAGCAUAUGGCGAUGAGGACAGCGCGGUGGGCGCUGCUCCAGAAGCGGAACUCUACGACCAAGCUGAGGUAGCUAUCGCCGCAACACGCUGUUAUGCGCAUAUGAAUGCCAACCGACGGGGCCUGUCGUCAAAGGUGCAAGGGCUGCUGAAAUCCCACCAGCAACUGCAACCCAGAGACGCCACACCGCAGCAAAACCCGCAACUUGCAGCGCGCAAGAGACCCGCGCAGGAUGGCCGUGUUUCAAGGAGGCAAAAGUCUAGGACAAAUGGCAAGCGGCUUCGGACGGUCCGCGGUGUCGCACUGCCGCAAACCAAGACCUCGACAAGCCAGCCGCCUCCUAUUGAACCAGUGCUGAGGAUCAAGAAACUCCGCAGGAACCUCGUACCAACAAGCGAGCUAGCUGUCUCUGAGAGGCAAGACAGAAGGGUUCGCGAUUAUUCCAUGCGUGUUGCCAUUCAAGACCCUCUUGAGACGCCCAGAGAGCGUAAACUUCGCAGCCGCAUUGUUUCAGCAUUCUCUGAUCGGACGCAGUGGCCGCCGCAGUUGACCAUGUUGUCUGGAUCGUAUUCCACAGACCACCUCCUGGCGUACACCAACCAGAACCUACUUCCAGCUCGCUCACCGCGCCAAUUCGAUAAAGAAGAGUUGAGAGCAAUCCUAUUUCGCAUGACUAAGGAGAGGUUUCUGCUGUACGAGGGUGGUGAUCAAGGGACUGCAACUCUUCGCCAUCGGGCUGAAUGAACGAGGGGGAAAAGGAUCGCGGUGUUGCAGGGUAUCGAUGGAUUUGUUUGGCCGGGUUGAGAGCGUCAUGCAGGCAGCUCCAACGAAGCAUCAUGGCAUUUAGACGAUUAGAGCGUAGAUUGGGUACAGCAGAGCGCAACUAUCACAUGCAGCAUAUAGUAGAUAGAGUGCAAGGGCGACAGACGGGGGCUCACGACGUGUAGUCAAACGCAUCGUCCCGUCCUCGGGUGGCUGACCACAAGCGCUUACGCCUGUGGCCCACUAAUGCCUCCACCCGGCCCUGUAAUCAUUGGUCGUUGUUUAAGCAAUCCAUAGUCUGCUGAGUGUUGUCCACAUUUGAUCAUUGACCACGUAUCGAUAGUAUGAAUAUCGACCACAUCGUCUUAGUACUGUGCAGUCUGAUCAUCGUAGACCUCUUCGUAUCAAUCAAUUGUCGAUGGUGAGGAUUCAGGACUGCUGCCUCAGGCUUUUCUC